GUGACCGCUAGAGGCGCUACUGAAAUUUCUAGGGACUCGGUCAGAAAUUGGAUCCAGCCAAUUCUUCCCAUUUCUGCCAAUUUUUUUGAGACUCGAAGGCAAUAGCCACUUCUUAUUGUGAAAUUAAAAUUUGCUGACUUCUAUCAAUUAAUCGUAUUCUGGGAAAAUGGCAAUCAACACAAUUUUGAUGGACUUUAAAGUCAAUGAGCCUGCUAAACUGGACUCUGGCUCAAACAUUCAAACUGACGUUCAUCAAGUAUUGGAGCAGUUCAUUCCAGGGUUGAACAUGCACAUGAUGCAGGACUGUGGCCCCGAUGGCAUCCUUAUUUUAUGGUCAGGGCCCAGAAGCUGCCUGGUGACUCUCAGGGCUUUCAGAGGACCUGGCCUAAUUUCCAUUAGCAUUGAGUAUUACAGAGGGGAGGAAGAGGACGCCCUUUUGUCUUUCGACCAAAGCCGGGCCUUAGAGUGUCAGAUUAAGAACACCUUAGGCGCCAGCAGGGGCAAAAUUCUGCCUGCCCUACGCAGAGGUGCUACUUUGGAUGUUUACAUGACUACUUCAGAUGAAAGAGUUUUGGAGUACGAUUUUGACAAGCUUCUCUUUGAAGAGAAAACUGCGCACCAAAAAGUUCAAAUUUACCAUUCGCCGACCUUUGGCAACAUGCUGGUUUUAGAUGACCUCCAGAACCUUGCGGACAGUGAUAUCAUUUACACUGAAACAUUGAUGCAAAGGGGGAAGGAAAACUAUGAAGGGAAAGAGGUGCUGAUUUUGGGUGGCGGUGACGGAGCUUUGCUUUGGGAACUCCUCAAGGAGAAGCCAAAGUUUGUCACUAUGCUGGAAAUUGAUGACGUUGUGAUGCAGUCCUGCAAGAAGUACCUGCGUAAUUCUUGUGGCACCUGUCUUGACAACUAUAACGGGGAAAACUAUAAGAUUAUUGUAGCUGACUGCGUCCAAUGGCUUGACAAGUACAUCACCGAUGGGACCAAAUUCGACUAUGUUUUUGGAGAUCUCACCGAUAUUCCUCUCUCAAGCACACCUCAGGGUGAAAUCUGGGAUUUCAUCAGACUUAUCCUCAACAAGGCCCUCAAAGUGCUCAAUAGCACUGGAAAAUUUAUGACCCAUGGGAAUGGAAUCUCAUGCCCGACUGCUCUUGCCAUGUACGAAGAGCAGCUGAAGAAGCUGGAGACCCCGGUGGACUUCAGUCGCGACCACGCUUUCGUGCCCAGCUUCAUGGAAGAUUGGGUUUUCUACCAGGUGUGGCGCAAGCAGUAGCACCCCCUGAAUCAUCUUGCUCUUCCUACUCGUUUACAGUUUUAUUGCACCAGUAGCUGUUUACACGUAAGGAACACAGAAUUAGACAACGCUGUUUCGUGACACCAGACCUAUGGCUGCUCUUCUCAAUUAAUGCAGCCAAAGGGCGCGUUUGUAAUUUACUUGUCUUGUUGCUGUAGUUGACAUUCUUAACUAUAUCUACAAAUCUCAUAAAUCUACUAUAAUCAAAAUAUUUUCGAGGCAUCAUGGUCAAAAAUGUAGCCCUCGCAUGGUUGUGCCACAGUCAGCCACCCAAAAAAGAUCUUAAAUUAACUAAUAAAUAGGAAUUCUUCUAGAAAUUGAAUCUUGCCAAUUCGGCGGCUAUUUUACCUUUUUUUAGAAACUAGAACUAAUCUUGCUGUUUUUAGUGCGCGGUAUUGUGCGAUAGAAUUGAAUUAAAUAGUCUUAUUUUGUUUUGUGCCAUAUUCCACUACAAUGAAAAUCCUUCUGUUGUGAAUCACAAUUACUCUGCUCGAUUUCAACAAAAAAAUAGAUUUUUAUCACUACGGUGGGAAGAGCGUUUAGUUGUGGAUCCUGAUAACAAAUAGUUGACUUUACAAAGAAAUGUUACCUUUUUAGUCAUGAGAGUGUUCCAUGCAUGUGCCAUCUCCUCCAUUUUAUGGCAACUUUUUGAAUAUUUUUCGUGGACUGUUACUAUUGGUGCUUUUUGUUUAAUGCUAUUAUACAAGCUUGAAGCUCAAGAUUCCUAGAUCGUCCAUAAAUUAAGUUUGAACGUGCCAUCCAAUGGCAUAACUCAUUUCGCACGGUAUUUUACAGUUAUUUCAUUCUCCAUUCCAUUGACAAAUUGACCGGUUUUAUGAUGUAAUGCACCAAAGAGUAAUUUUGAAACUAUACCAGCAACUUCAUUGCAUGUAACAAUUGAUAAAUGAAUAAAAAAUAAUCAUUACUUGAACAGAA
Cloeon dipterum is the source of this 2227-nucleotide messenger RNA. RefSeq names its product spermine synthase (gene Sms). The coding region runs from base 167 to 1270 and encodes 367 amino acids. The transcript is spliced from 8 exons. The record is from RefSeq and is a predicted model, not a curated record. NCBI's taxonomy places the organism in Eukaryota, Metazoa, Arthropoda, Insecta, Ephemeroptera, Baetidae. Gene Ontology annotation, biological process: spermine biosynthetic process. Gene Ontology annotation, molecular function: spermine synthase activity.